Molecule: messenger RNA, 1576 nt
Organism: Manis javanica (Malayan pangolin)
Lineage: Eukaryota; Metazoa; Chordata; Mammalia; Pholidota; Manidae
Source: RefSeq, a predicted model, not a curated record
AACGUUUCAGAGUAGUUUUAUUAUCGUCUGUGUUAGGAGUCAGCAAUUUUUUUCAUUGACAUUGACAUGCCUGAACCCGCCAAAUCUGCUCCAGCGCCCAAGAAAGGCUCCAAGAAAGCUGUGACCAAAGCGCAGAAGAAGGACGGCAAGAAGCGCAAGCGCAGCCGCAAGGAGAGCUACUCGGUGUACGUGUACAAGGUGCUCAAGCAGGUCCAUCCCGACACCGGCAUCUCGUCCAAGGCCAUGGGCAUCAUGAACUCCUUCGUCAACGACAUCUUCGAGCGCAUCGCGGGUGAGGCGUCGCGCCUGGCGCAUUACAACAAGCGCUCGACCAUCACCUCCAGGGAGAUCCAGACGGCCGUGCGCCUGCUGCUGCCCGGGGAGCUGGCCAAGCACGCCGUGUCCGAGGGCACCAAGGCCGUCACUAAGUACACCAGCUCCAAGUAAUUAUGGCAAAAUGCUUUCAUAUUUAAUUCCAAAGGCUCUUUUAAGAGCCACCCACUUUUUCAACACAGAGUUGUAAUGGCUUGAUGGCAUUUUGGCUUAUUUUACCAGUAAUUCUGGGCCAACAACUGAUGGGAGUAAACCUUUAAAGUUUAUGGAUUGAUUUAGUGAAAAUAAAACACGGAUUAUAGUACACCGUUACUAAGACUCCUAAUAGUAAAAAGGUUUCUUAACGGUCUAGUUAUUCACCAAUAAUCUGCCUACAACACUAAAUUCCAGUUGUUAAUGUGGCAUAAUAAUGAAUGAAUGUAAAUUGAAAAAUUACCAGGACGGGACCAUUUAUUUUGAAUGAGAAUUUUUCCAAGUCAUUUAUUGAAAAGAGAAACCAUUGGCAAUACUCCACAUUUGAGGUCAUGCAUGACACUGCCAGCCCAGGAAGAAACACCCACUUUGGUGCUUCUUUUAAUAUUGUAUUUUUUUCCCGGAUGGGUUUUAUUUUUAUCCUUAUUUACAAGAAUUCUGUUAAAUGAGAAAAUUCGUUCGUCAUUCUAGUUACACAUCGCUGGUGUUCUGUCCUAUGGAAACAAUAAUAAUGAAAAUGUACUCUUGUAAUUAUAAAGUGCUAUGCUCAUGUGGAGUAAGUGCUAAAAACAAAAAUGCUUAGGGCUCAAACCUAGCUAGGAAAAAAAAAAGCUAUCCUUAAUUGCAUUCCUUUCAUGAAUUAAAUAACAAACUUCCCACUCACUAUGUAACAUAAAUGUGCACACACAACAUACACAUUCAAAGAAAACACAAAGAGCAAAAGCAAUACAAAAAAUAGAAAAUAAUGAGAAAUAAAAAAUACCAGAUGGUUGUAGAUGAGUUUAUAUUUCACAAUUUUUGCCUUGCGUUAUCUCAACUAAAUAUCUUAAGGUUUGUAUGAGUCUCAGGGAAUAAACUAGUUAAAAUUAUGUUAAAUAGUUUGUCCAUACAUUCAUCCAUCCAGAGCAGAAAAUACAUAGCUUUCUAUUGACUUCUAAAAAUACUGUGACUUACUGUUCAAGGCACAAUUAUAUCAACCCAGUUAUAUUCAACUCCUAAUUUCUGGUAUCUAUGAACAUGUUAGGUUACAUGACAAUAAAGCAAGGAAGGC